Messenger RNA from Verticillium dahliae VdLs.17, 1667 nucleotides. RefSeq lists its product as uncharacterized. The record is from RefSeq and is a predicted model, not a curated record. The transcript has 3 exons. Bases 1 to 1083 code for a protein of 360 amino acids. NCBI's taxonomy places the organism in Eukaryota, Fungi, Ascomycota, Sordariomycetes, Glomerellales, Plectosphaerellaceae.
AUGAGUCGACCAUUCCAGAAUUACGACCCUUUCACCAAGAGCUUCAGGCCAUCCCUAUCCAAACAAUCCCAUAGCCGAGCAUCCGGAGGCAAGCUACCUGGCGGGGUAAGAUCUAAGCUGGUGUCGCACCCCGGCCCAGAAUUAAGCGGGCAGAGUGUCGACUUCUCCGACGAUGAAUUUCGACCAUCGAAACAGGUUUCAGUCAAUACUGGUGUGAUCGAUCUCACACGAACCGAUAUUGUGCCGCCGCCAGAACAGUAUGGGAGCCCGAAUGACAACCAUGUGGCCGACGACAGACCUACGGAGUCAGCCCCUUCGUCUUACACCAAUGUACCGAAACAAAAUGACAAGCCAAGCACGAGCGAUGCACAAAUAUCAACCCUUACAGUUCCGGGUACUGCUGAUUGUCUUCGUACCAACGGUGCUCGUCAUAAAGCGUCGCCACUUGCGAAGUUGAAGGAGACACAUCUUCAUCUAAGCAACGGAGAUCAGUCAGUGGCUCUCGUUAACCCUUCUGUUCAUGGCGCUGGGCAACUCGAUUCCCAGCCUUCGUCGACCAAUAUUGCCGAAAGCAACGUUGCACGCGCAGAAAAUAAUACCGGACAUGGUAUUUCGGCAACAGGAGAUUAUGAAGUCACUGUACUAGCUCCUGUUCGCAAUGAGAACGGUGUUUGGGAAUCCCCGGUCAAGGCUGAUGAAGACCAGCUCAUGGUUGACAUGGACAACCAUGGCAAUGGUCAAAUUGGCAAGUCUAUUCGAAGGACCUCCACCGGAUCGGGACGGGGCCAACCUGUUGACGUGGUCGCCGAUGCAGAGUGGGAGAUCACUGAGCUGAUUGGAAAAGAAGUCAUACAGGGAAAGGUACACUACUUGGUUCGUUGGCAGGCAACUCUUGUGCCAGAGGACGAGAUCAAUGCCCCUGAACUAAUAGGCAGGUUUGAGGCGAAGUUCGGGAUGAAAGCAAGUCCACAUAUGGGGUCCUCUGGGGGUACAAAGCAGACUCGCCCAACGAAGAUAAGGAAGAUCGACAACGAGGCGAAAGUCCGUCGUCGUCGGGGACGGCCUCGCAAAAGUGUGACGUGACGGGGGUGUUCGGCAGAGUAGCAAGGCAACAGUGAGGAGUAACUGCGCCCUCGACCAAUUCAUUCUGCGAUGCAAAUGAUUCUCCUUUUCAUUUUACUUGUAUACACGCGACUUUGAUCCAUUAGUCGAAUAUAAUCAAGUACUGUGGGAGAGCUUGAGCCUCCGCGCCUUCACGCUUACACUCGCCGGCGCCCCGUGGUUUCGCCAAUGCCGUGGCUACUAUCAGUGCAUUGCUAAACCUGCGAAUGACGGGAGCGAGGGACCAUGUACGGAAGCUCAGUGGCCACCUAAGUGAAUCAAUCGGAGAGCAGAUCGCUUGUAGAGGCCGGUGCCUACACUCGACCACCUAUGUGCCCUUAGAAUUUCUUCGUAUCGAAGCGCUGACUGGUCCUGUUGCUCAGUGACAUGUAUAUUACCAAGAGGGAAACACCAACGACAACAUUUAAUAAGCAGAUUCAGAACCUGGUUCGGGGCGAGGAUGGAUUCAUCGGCGGAGUCCGGCAGGAUCAUAAAGCGUACACGCUCGACCAAUAUGGCAAAGACGAACACACAUGGUGGCAUUUCGGAGUACAUUGAAGGUUCGC